CUAUCAGGCUCACAGGAAGCGGUCGAUUUUGCAGAAGAAUGGGGAGCUGGAUACUAUGCUCAUAUCAAAAGAGUAUCCCAGGGUGGGGAGGGUACUUUCAACGCAGAUAUCAUGCACCGACGAAUAUUGGACGAUAUGCUCACCACCCCGCGCUGGUCUCAUCUUGUAGACGUCUGGGGCGAAUCCGAUCGUGAAGAACUGACCAUAAUCUGGCACAACUUGGACGGUACGUACCUUCAGGAAAGUAUAGAGAUAAUCCUGACCGAUCACCCCUUGAUUUCAAAAGCGUAUCAGGAUACCAUCCCCGGCCUGACAGAACUCAAACGCCACGUCAACAUCCUCGCUCUAUAUAUGCGAGCAUGA
Messenger RNA from Suillus subalutaceus, 363 nucleotides. RefSeq lists its product as uncharacterized. The annotation marks the transcript as partial. The transcript has 3 exons. Lineage: Eukaryota; Fungi; Basidiomycota; Agaricomycetes; Boletales; Suillaceae. The record is from RefSeq and is a predicted model, not a curated record.